AUGACGGGUCGCGUUGGUUCUGUGACAGCCGUGGGGCUGACGGAUACAGCUGCCCACACGGGACCGUCGGGUUAUAGCCACGCAUACGGGAAAUAUGGAAACUACGGCAACUACGGCGGCUAUGGCUAUGGCUACACCGCCUAUGGUUACGGCAUGAGCUUUGCCAAGGGCGACGAGGCCCAGACGUCCAAGCUCCUUCCCUUCCCUUGUGCUUGGUUUGCCUUCAUUGGUGUUUUGGACUCUACGCUGCAUGUCGUCGCCUGGCCAAGUUCGAAUUGCGAAGGGCCGGGGCCGUGGCAUGCGCGGCAAGGCCACCUCGCGGGUUGGAAGUCGAAGGAGGGACACCGCAAGGACAGCAAGGAUGCCAAGGAAGGAGAGAGAGAUACGCUCGAGAAGCCCGAGAAGGAGGAGGAAGCAGCGCCCCGCGUCAAGGACGAGGUCUUCGAGGCCGGCAGUGAGCUGCAGCAUCAGUUCUUCGACGCGCGCGUCAGGCAGUGGCUCGGCAUCUUCACGCGCUGCACGGCUCCGGCGGACGGCGCGCGAAGAGAGCGUUGCCCUGACGUGAAGAAUUGGCCGGCCUACUUGGUCACUCUGCUGAAGAAGUUCGAUGCAGACGCCGCGCCCCAGGCCAGGAUCCGAGCGCUCGCACGAGUGACGGAGCUACCGGCCCGUGUGAAGGACCGGCAGGAGCGACUGGAGGAGGGAAAAGAAGGGCUUUGGCUCUGCAUCCACGGCCUCUACCACUCCGGAGAAGUUGCCACCGCCACUGCCGCAGACAGGGCAGUCCUUUCAAGUGCAGAGGCUGCAGAGGUGCCAACUGCCUCGCCGAGGUCUGGUCAAGAGGCUUCUGUGGUAGAGGCGAGGUCGCAACCAGUGGCGACGCGGCGUCGAUGUAUGGGUGGGGAGGAGACUCUCGCCAACUUGGCCUUCCUGGAGAGCGAUGACCUCAGAAUUCAGAAUCCAUUCUUCGAAUUUGCCUCGAUGGGAGACCGGCUCCGUACUGCUGCACACAGCUCCAAAAAGUCGAAGCGCAUUGUGGUUAGCUGCACAGGCGACUCAGAAGACGAAGAAGGUGACGAGGCCAGAGCCAAAUGGACAAGUGUUCCGAAGUCGAGCGAAAGCCGUCAGUUCUUUCCACCGCCACCUGCGCAGUCAAGCCUCGAAAUCCUCGAAGCACCAGGCUUGGAGCAGGGUUUUGGUGGCGAAGUCACUGAGCUGGCGACUUCAAACGGCCGGAAUGCGGAGCUGGAGCUGGGUCAGAGUCGCCAGCUGGGCCAGCUGGGUCGGCUUGGACAUCCAGGGCCAGGGCCCCGAGCGGCGCAGGCUGGGCCCAAUGGGCCCAAUCCCCAUGCCGCCCCCAAUGCCCUUCCAGCGGGCACGGUGGGCACUGGGCCAGCAAGCCUUUCCGUAAACGGGUUGCCUCCAGCUCAUCCCUUUGCCUACCCCUUUGAGGGGCCCAAGACCAAGACAGUGCCGGGAAACAUAGGCUUCGGGCUUCAGACCACCCCGACGCCAAUGCCGGCAACGGCGGGUGAGCGCUUGGGGCAGUUGGGGGCGAUGAGCUCUUUGAGCUCAAGGCACGAGUCCAUGCCGCAGCACGGCUGCACGUGUGCCUCGAAAGCUUUCUGGCGAGAGGCUUGGCAGCGCAUCCCUGCCUUGGAGUGCCGAGUGCUGAAAGAUCUUCAUUGGCCUCCGCCGGCCUCCGCUUUGUGCGCGCGAUUCUUUCGCUGA
This is a messenger RNA of Symbiodinium sp. CCMP2592, 1731 nucleotides long. NCBI's taxonomy places the organism in Eukaryota, Dinophyceae, Suessiales, Symbiodiniaceae. The record is from the annotation of a GenBank genome assembly.